Messenger RNA from Solanum stenotomum, 1456 nucleotides. Its product is annotated as transcription factor bHLH30-like. The record is from RefSeq and is a predicted model, not a curated record. Gene Ontology annotation, biological process: regulation of DNA-templated transcription. Bases 169 to 1107 code for a protein of 312 amino acids. Lineage: Eukaryota; Viridiplantae; Streptophyta; Magnoliopsida; Solanales; Solanaceae. The transcript has 3 exons. Gene Ontology annotation, molecular function: DNA-binding transcription factor activity; protein dimerization activity.
UUGCCAUUCAAUACAAGUUGAAAUUUCACAAAAAAAAAAAAACUCUCUCUCUCAAAACAACAAACAAAAAAUAAAAAAAUAAAAAAAUCUUAGUUCAUCACCAUUCUACAUCAAAGCAAAGCAAAGUGUAUUGAAGAACAAGUAGUAGUCCAUCAAGUACAACAAACAAUGCAUCCACAAAGUUUCAUGAACCCGGUUCACUUCCAAAGUAACUCUGAAAUGUUACCAUGGUCAAUUCCACCGGUUCAACCUUUUUUGAACCCGGUUCACCACCAUGAUCAGUCAUUUCUCCUCCCUCCUUCACCAUCGGCUUACGGUUUAUUCAAUCGUAACACUACAAUGGACCAACAACACCUCCGGUUCAUCUCAGAUAGUUUAGUAGGUCAAGUGGUUCAUCAUCAUAAUCAACCCGGUUCAAUAGCACCAUUUGGUUUACAAGCUGAGUUACAAAAAAUGAGUGCUCAAGAAAUAAUGGAUGCCAAGGCAUUGGCUGCAUCUAAAAGUCAUAGUGAAGCUGAAAGAAGACGUAGAGAAAGAAUCAAUAAUCAUCUUGCUAAAUUGAGGAGCCUUCUUCCUAAUACUACUAAAACAGACAAAGCUUCAUUGCUAGCAGAAGUGAUACAACAUGUGAAAGAGUUAAAAAGACAAACAUCCUUAAUAUCAGAAACAAGUCUUGUCCCAACUGAAAUUGAUGAAUUAACAGUUGACAAUGCAACAUCUGAUGAAGAUGGUAAGUUUUUAAUAAAGGCCUCUUUGUGUUGUGAAGACAGAUCUGACCUUUUACCUGAUUUAAUCAAGACAUUGAAAGCACUAAGGUUAAAAACAUUAAAAGCUGAAAUUACAACACUUGGUGGACGUGUUAGAAAUGUGUUGUUUAUAACCGGAGACGAUUAUUAUUGUGAUGAUAGCAAUAAUAAUCGAGAUCAUAUAGAUCCGUGUACAAGUGGAGACGAUGAAGAUACUCAGAUGAUGCAACAACAACCACAGUAUUGUAUAAGUUCAAUACAAGAAGCACUUAAAGCUGUGAUGGAGAAAUCAAGUGGUGAUGAUUCUGCUUCAACAAGUGUUAAGAGACAAAGAACUAACAAUAUCAACAUCCUUUCUUAAAUUACUUCUUUUCCUUUUAUGUGUGUGUGUCUUUUUGUUUUUGUUUUUUUGGGGUGUGUGGUUUUUGUUUUUUGUCCAUCUUAUUAGGACAAUAUAAUGUAGAGAGUUGGUGGUGUCUAGCUAGGGUUUUGGGUUAAUGGUAAAAGUGUAACUUGUCAUGAUGUGUGAGUUGCAUAUUGGAAAACCCUACCAUAGACAAAAACUCAGAAGCCAGGUAUUUAAGUGGAGAAGUACUAUAGAGGGUCAAAUUUAGUAUCGGUGGAUUUUGAUACCGUGUGCUAUUUGACUCUUGGAGGUUUAAUUUCUCGAUUAUUACAAAAAAAUAUAUAUGUUUAGGGUUGGUGCAUAG